UGGAAAGAAAGUGAAAGCUCUUUGAAUUCACAGUAACUGACAUACUGAGAUGAACUUGCUGAUAGUAGGCUUGAGAGUUGACAGCUAACACUGGGGACAGAUGCUGACUUGUAUAAAUAAUAUCCCCUAUGCAUUGUUCUUCACUACACCCUGCAGCCUCCCUUGCUCUAACAGCAACUCCAGCUAUGAAACAAAUUGCACCAUGAGGACAGAUAACCUCUGGCUUCAGGCCUGUAAUCUAACUGUGGCCAUCGGCAACAAGAAAUGAGUUUCUUUCUAAUCAGCUUUCCAUCAGUCUCCAGUCACUCAUAUAAAGGAGCCAGGGAGUGGAGGAUUCGCAUUGCUGUUCAGCACCCGGGUUCUGGACAGCACCCUGAGCAGACAGUAGAUUGUGCGUCCCUCCCUCGCUCUCCUCUGCCAGCACGUCUACUGCCUCUCUAGUCCCCCCUGCUGCAGAGAAAGAAAAUUACAUCGGCAUCCAUGCAGCCCGCAAUGAUGAUGUUUUCCAGUAAAUACUGGGCAAGGAGAGGGCUGUCGCUGGAUUCAGCAGUGCCUGAAGAGCAUCAACUACUGGGCAACUUCGCACUAAAUAAAGCUACCUCUGGCAAAAGUGAUGACAAGAAGGGCAGCAAAGGCAGCAGCAAAGGCGAAAGUGCUACUGAAAGUGGCAAGACUGCGGUGGUGUUCUCCUUGAAAAACGAAGUUGGUGGCUUGGUGAAAGCGCUCAGGCUCUUCCAGGAAAAACAUGUCAACAUGAUUCAUAUCGAAUCCAGGAAAUCUCGGCGCAGGAGUUCUGAGGUUGAAAUCUUCGUAGACUGUGAGUGUGGCAAAACAGAAUUCAAUGAGCUCAUUCAGCUGCUGAAAUUUCAAACUACAAUUGUGACACUAAAUCCACCGGAGAACAUUUGGACGGAGGAAGAAGAGCUGGAGGAUGUGCCCUGGUUCCCUCGGAAGAUCUCUGAGUUAGAUAGAUGUUCUCACAGAGUUCUCAUGUAUGGUUCUGAGCUUGACGCCGACCACCCAGGAUUCAAGGACAAUGUCUAUCGACAGAGAAGGAAGUAUUUUGUGGACGUGGCCAUGGGUUAUAAAUAUGGUCAGCCAAUCCCCAGGGUGGAGUACACCGAAGAAGAAACUAGAACUUGGGGCAUCGUCUUCCGAGAGCUUUCCAAACUCUAUCCCACUCAUGCUUGCCGAGAGUAUUUGAAAAACUUCCCUCUGCUGAGUAAAUACUGUGGCUACCGGGAGGACAAUGUUCCUCAACUAGAAGAUGUUUCCAUGUUUCUGAAAGAAAGGUCUGGCUUCACAGUGAGGCCGGUGGCUGGAUACCUGAGCCCACGAGACUUUCUCGCAGGACUGGCCUACAGAGUGUUCCACUGCACUCAGUACAUCCGCCAUGGCUCGGACCCCCUCUACACCCCAGAGCCAGACACCUGUCAUGAACUUUUGGGACAUGUCCCCCUACUGGCGGAUCCUAAGUUUGCUCAAUUUUCACAAGAAAUAGGCCUGGCAUCUCUGGGAGCGUCAGAUGAAGAUGUUCAGAAACUAGCCACGUGCUAUUUCUUUACGAUUGAGUUUGGCCUUUGCAAGCAAGAAGGACAGCUGCGAGCAUAUGGAGCAGGCCUACUUUCCUCCAUUGGAGAAUUAAAGCAUGCUCUGUCUGACAAGGCGUGUGUGAAAGCCUUUGACCCAAAGACAACUUGCUUACAGGAAUGCCUUAUCACUACCUUCCAGGAAGCCUACUUUGUUUCAGAAAGUUUUGAAGAAGCCAAAGAAAAAAUGAGGGACUUUGCAAAGUCAAUUACCCGUCCCUUCUCAGUGUACUUCAAUCCCUACACACAGAGUAUUGAAAUUCUGAAAGACACCAGAAGUAUUGAAAAUGUGGUACAGGACCUCCGCAGUGAUUUGAACACAGUGUGUGAUGCCUUAAACAAAAUGAACCAAUACCUUGGGAUUUAAUGUCUGGAAUCAAUGUUGUUGCUUGCAUGAUUCAGACGAUGUCAUAUAACACCAGUAGUGUUCUGUGUGAUGCUUUGGUUAGUAAGCCUGCAAUUCUGUAUAUCUAGACCUCCUAGUAACUUAUUGUGUUUAUGUGUGAAACGUUGUGAAGAACCCCACAGCAGAUAACCACUCACUGUAGGAAAAAUUGUAGCACGCCUCAGUGUCUCAAAUGGCUCUGGUAUUCUCAUUUAUUGUCUUUAACCAAACCUCAUCUCUUUAAAACCUGUAACAAAUGACGUUCUUAGGAUUCCAGCUAAUGGCCCUUUCUUCCUUGGUCCUAAGCCUUUCCUUGGUAUUCAUUAGAUAAAAUGGAAAAAGAAGUGAGGCUGUUCUAUUUUCAAUAGUAUCAGUGUUUUCACAGCAUGCUUUGAGGUAAACUGGACUUGUAGCAAAACUCCCAUCAUGUUAGCAAAAGACUCAGCAUUGUGCUUCAAACAUCAUUGAGGUAAUACUGUAGUUGGAAUGAUGUUUAGGUUGACUGUUUUUGUUACACUAGGAAAAAAGAAUGUUUUGCAAGUUGAACAUGUACGUUGCAUUGACCUUGUAGAAUAUGAAUUGUGGCAAGCUUUGUUCAGUAUUCUGAAACGUCAGAC
Molecule: messenger RNA, 2591 nt
Organism: Ochotona princeps (American pika)
Lineage: Eukaryota; Metazoa; Chordata; Mammalia; Lagomorpha; Ochotonidae
Gene: TPH2
Product: tryptophan hydroxylase 2
Exons: 11
Coding region: 481-1956 (491 amino acids)
Biological process (GO): aromatic amino acid metabolic process; serotonin biosynthetic process
Cellular component (GO): neuron projection
Molecular function (GO): iron ion binding; tryptophan 5-monooxygenase activity
Source: RefSeq, a predicted model, not a curated record